Molecule: messenger RNA, 4820 nt
Organism: Tympanuchus pallidicinctus (lesser prairie-chicken)
Lineage: Eukaryota; Metazoa; Chordata; Aves; Galliformes; Phasianidae
Gene: HDAC7
Product: histone deacetylase 7
Exons: 16
Coding region: 1638-4697 (1019 amino acids)
Biological process (GO): negative regulation of transcription by RNA polymerase II; chromatin organization
Cellular component (GO): histone deacetylase complex
Molecular function (GO): histone deacetylase activity
Source: RefSeq, a predicted model, not a curated record
CCCUACUGACUGCUAUCCAAAAGUAAUGCCUCAAAACCAAGCCUUCACGGAAGGGGAAUCUCUUACACAAGGGAGGGGAAGGCUGUGUUGAUGCUGAUGCUGCUUUUUCAAAAGCUGCUGUUGCGUAAGCAUGAAGCCUUGGGCAGCACAGAAAACGUGGAGAACGUCACUUCCCAGAGAGCUUGAUACAGGAUUGCCUUCUGAAUUUCUUCCUCGAUGCUUAUCCAAAACUUCAAGGCUUAUGUAAAUCCUGCAGGUUCACUCGCAGUUUGAUGCACUGAGGCUUCAGAGGAUGUUUCUGUGCGUAGCCUGGGGGCACGGCUACUGAGAAGAGUCUCCUCUUUCCUGUUGCUAUUUUCCAGCUCCAGCUGCCUUAAGCAACACUUAAGAGGCCACAAGCUUUCCAGUAUUGUCUGUUGGUGGCUACAGGGUGAGAAUAUCUGCUGCAGAGAGGCUGGGAGGGUAGUAACAGCUGCUGGAGGUGUGCUGUUCUCCCAGUGCCCUGUGCAGGUUUUGGUGGGAUGUCUUUAUAAAAGAUGAAGCUGGUGAAUUGGGAGUCCCUGCUUGCAGCUUCUUUCUGUCCAAAAGCAAGGAGAAAAUCGCCAUUCUCAGCUCUGAGGAGGACAUUCUGAUGCUCAGAGCCUCUGCUCUGCACGUGCUGAGAGGUGGAUGCAGGGAGCACCCUGCAGUGUGCUGCUGCAGGGACUGGUUUCAGGUGGCAGGCUUGAUAUCCAGAAACCGUAGCUUGUAUGUUUGUUUUCCAAGCACCUAAGGCUUGAAAUCAAAUACACUCUGAGUAUUGCCAUUUAAAUUUCCUUACAUUAAUCUUAAUGCUGGCUGCUAACCGAGACCAGAUCUUUCUCAAACACAUCUGGUGACCGGGCAGAUCGCAGCCCUCCCUUCUAUGCGUGUGCUUUGCUGGAGAGCUGUGAGGCUCUGAGGGGGGGGUUGGAAACACAGAGAAGGGGCUGAGCUGCUCCUGGGGUGCAUCACAGAGCUGCAAGCCCUGGUUUGGAAUCCCAUGUUGAUGUGGAGGUGGCCUCGGGAGCCCAUUUCUGUGUUUGUUUUGCCUCAAAAGCACUCAUGGAGGCUCUACCUUCACUUAACCAAAUCUCGGUGAGGUGAGAGUUGUUGUGCAGAGUUUCCUCUUUAUAUCCUCUUAUGUCACGCCGCCCCGCCGGCUGAGCGCUCUCAAAAUAGCUGCCAAUCCCUGUAGGUUUCACUUCAAGGUCUCUAUUCUUAGCCUGCUGGUUAGCUGAGCAAGCCGCCUUGCUCAGUAGUCAUGAGUUCAAGGACCGAAGGGUGAAGAAUAGCAAACUUGUGCCAUGCGAAAGUUGUGUUUGCGUUUCAUGGCAGCUUUGAAGGGACAGCUCGGGCACAGCCCUACCCAGCAGCCUCAGCCUGCUGUGCUCAAAGGCUUCUGCACCGACGUGAGCACGAAAUAAGAGCUGCCGGCGUUGGUGUGCGCUCCGGAGGAGGCAGACGGCUCUGCAGAUGGAAUGACUCAGUGCACGAGAGUUCAUUAAGUGCCCUUUUGCAUCUGGCCCAUCUUCAAGCAGUCUUAUCUUGCUGCGUCUCGGUGCUGCCUCGAUGACCAGAUACGUGCACAGCAGGAACGAAGCAGAAGUGAAUGUGGGAUGCGGAGCGGUGGCUUCCCGGGAGCGGAACUAGCUGGAUGUUCUCAGCCUCAGGGCACAUCUCUGACUCUGUCUGCGGCGCUGGUGAUGUUCAGCCCGUCCUCUGCUGUGACCCCGUGCACCUCGCCACGGGUGCCCCAGGCCGUCCCCAUGGACCUGCGCAUCGGGCAGCGUGUUGUCAAGCCCGGCUCCGACACGGCCUUGCUGGCUCUGAAGCACACGCAGCAGCUGCAGCACCAGCUCUUCCUCGCCAGCCUGCACCAGCAGCAAGUGGAGCAGCUCGCCCACCAGCACGUCAGGGUGACCAUGGAGACCUCGCACCGUGAGGCAGAGCCCGGGCAGCAGGAGCAGGAGCUGCGGCAGAUCCUCAAUAAGGACAAGAGCAAAAGAAGUGCUGUGGCCAGCACAGUGGUGAAGCAGAAACUGGCUGAGGUCAUCCUGAAGAAGCAGCAGGCAGCAGCUUUGGAAAGAACCAGCAACCCCAACCCUCCAGCCAUGCCAUACAGGUCUCUGGAGCCUCUGGAUCCUGAAGGUCCUUCCCCUCCUGUACUCAGCACCUUCCUGUCCCCGGUCCCUAGCACUUCUCUUGAUCCCCCAGAGCAUUUUCCACUGCGGAAGACAGCAUCUGAGCCCAACCUGAAGGUGCGUUGCAAGCCCAGGAAGUGCCUGGACCGCCGCAAGAACCCCCUGACACGGAAGGAGAGCGCUCCCCCCUCUCUGAAAAGGAGACCACCUGAGACCAUUGAUUCCUCCCCAAGCAGUAGCAGCACCCCUGUGUCCGGCUGCAGCUCUCCCAAUGACAGCCUCCCUGCUGAGCACGGAGCUCUUCCCACUGCCUCCAGCAUGGCCCACGAGGCACCCCUGGCCCAGCGCCUGAUGAUGCAGGAGAGCUCCCUGGCCCAGUUUGCCUUGCAGAGUGCAGUCUCCCUUCCUGCCAUCACACUGGGAUUGCCAGCCACCACUAGUGCCAGGGGAGAUGCGGAUCGUCGCCCUCUCUCUGGCCUGGCACACCGAGUGCCUGUGUUGAACGGGCCUGUCCUCACGGGCACACACUCACCCAUGUUCAUCCCUGCUGGCUUGGAACAGCACGAGGCUGGGAGCCCCUUGUCCCCUCGGCUCCAGCCUGUCAUCAUCCUCGAGCCCUCAGUCACCCACGCUCCACUUGUGGCAGUGCCAGGUCUGGGGACAGUCCCCUUCUCCUUCGCCCCAUCGCUCAUCUCUGCAGAGCGCCUGUCGCUCCCAGGCCACCACAAACCACUGGGCAGGACCCGCUCAGAGCCCCUGCCCCAGAACCCCAAAGCCAUCCAGCAGCAGCUGGUGUACCAGCAGCACCAUGCCCAGUUCCUGGAGAGGCUCAAGCAGCAGACUCACCUGGGCAAGCGCAUGGUGAAAACCAGCGAGAAGCCCCGGCUGCGGCAGAUCCCCUCCUCAGAGGACAUGGAGGCAGAGGGGAUGGAGGCUGGGGCUGAGAGCAGCGAGCAGGCAAGGGCAUGUGUGGAGCCUGCACGGCCAGGGAGCAGCGGGAAGGAGCCUGAGAGACCUCAGAAGAUGCUGCAGCCUCAGGAGGAGCUCAUCCUCCAGCAGGCCUAUCUCUGGGACCCCUACCAGCGUGUGCAGCACCAGCUCCUCAAACGGCAGCCCCUGGCUGACUCCCCCAUGGUCCCGACCAUCCUCGCAGGGCACAGACCCCUCUCCAGGGCCCAGUCAUCUCCUGCCACGGCGACUGUUUCCCUCCCUGCUCAGGAUACGACCUCCAAGGCGCUCUCCCUGCCGGUGCAGGAGCAGACCAGCAAGCCUCAUUUCACAACAGGACUGGUUUAUGACUCGGUGAUGCUCAAACACCAGUGCUCCUGUGGUGACAACAGCAACCACCCAGAGCACGCGGGUAGGAUUCAGAGCAUCUGGUCCCGACUGCAGGAGAGGGGUCUGCGCAGCCAGUGUGAGUGUCUGCGGGGACGCAAGGCCACCCUGGAGGAGCUGCAGUGCGUCCACACCGAACGCCACGUCUUCCUCUAUGGCACCAAUCCCCUCAACCGCCUGAAACUGGACAAUGGGAAGCUGGCAGGGAUCCUGUCACAGCGGAUGUUCGUCAUGCUGCCCUGUGGAGGGGUGGGGGUAAGUGCUCCUUCUUUGCUCAGGGUGUUUUUGGAUGGGGUUGCUCAUUUCUGGGGCCUCUCUCGCGGGCCUGAGUGGAGAGGGAACUCCCAAAGCCAUCGGGCUGCUCUCAGCCCUCAACCCUGUGUGUCUGUGGGGUGUCCUGAUGGAGCUCAGAGCCUUGAGGUGACUGGGGUAGAAGCUGGUCUGUGGCCUCUCUGUAGGGAGAAUGGACUCAGCCCAAGCAACAACAGCCUGCAUGUGAACACAGGAAAAUGUCCCAGCCUCCCUCAAAUGGGAGCAGGAUAUCGUUGUAGCACAGCUUCCCGUUAUCCUUGGGAGCAUCUUGAAUCAGGCCCUUUGCAGACCCUUCCCCCAGGGAACCCUGCUACCACAAACCCCUUGCAGCCUCAUCUGAGAGCCAAAGGCUUUAGGAGGGAGCAGAUCUGUGGGACGGAUGGGACCCCAGCUGCGUGCAGGGUGUCCCAUGUCCCAGUGGGAUGGCCAAGGUGCAGUGUGGGCUUCCACCAGGGGCAUGGACAGUGGCAUGGGGACAUCAGCUUUCCACUUCUCUCCGGACAUUUCUGUGGCCUCUCCUCUCAGAGCUUGCUGCCCUGGUUUUCUCUCCAUUCAUUGCAUUCUCCUCUCUUCCUCUCUCCCCGUCUCUGUCCUUUUUUCUCUCUCUCUCUUUCAGGAAGGGUCUCACCCCAUGCCUUCCUGCUGCCUCUUCUGGUUCUUCUCCUCUCCUUGCCCCCGCUGCUGGGCACCAGCUCUUCUCAGCCUCGUUUACAUCCACUUUCCCUGCUCUGCCUCCCCCCCUGCCCUCCUCUCGCUGCCCCCUCGAGGGGCAGAGGGGAGAAUUUGAGUUGCACACAUGGAGUUGAUCAGAAGAGACUUGAGUUUUCCGGCUCUGGCUCAGCCCUUGACGUGAUCCUGAUCAAACCAAGAUGUUUGGUUAAACAAUAAAAUAAGAUAAAGAAGGUGGACAGUGAUACCAUCUGGAAUGAGCUGCAUUCCUCCAAUGCAGCCCGCUGGGCCGCAGGCAGCGUCACCGAGUUGGCCUUCAAAGUGGCCAGCAGGGAGCUGAAG